This is a messenger RNA of Triticum dicoccoides, 1684 nucleotides long. RefSeq lists its product as uncharacterized. NCBI's taxonomy places the organism in Eukaryota, Viridiplantae, Streptophyta, Magnoliopsida, Poales, Poaceae. The transcript has 4 exons. The coding region runs from base 210 to 1532 and encodes 440 amino acids. The record is from RefSeq and is a predicted model, not a curated record.
ACGUUCUGUGGCUUAUGAAUGAAUAAACUUGGUUCCCUAAAAAAAGAUCCAACUCCCAUCGACCACAUCCCCGCGCACAUCUCAGGGAACCCUAAUCGAUCCAAUUCCUCCCAUCCCAUCCAAUUCCUUCCAUCCCACAUCUCAGGGAACCCUAAUCAUCCAAUUCCUCCCAUCCCCAUCCCCACCCCCCACCACACACACACCCAGCAAUGGCCCCGGCGGCGCAGGAGCAGUGGUACAUCAUGUACGCUGUUCCGGAUGUGUCGGAAGAUGUGAUGAAGCCCCAGAAAUUCCCCAACGCGACGUUCUCCUUCAACAAGGUUCCGCUACCUUCCCGCCUAUUCGUCGAGAGUAGCGUCGCCAGCCCCGCCGGAAGCGUCGAGUACCCCUACAUCGCGGCUGCCGACCGCAGCGGCCACCUUCUGCUAUGCGGUUACACCUCGUUCGGGCUCACCUUCUACAUUUGCGAUCCGCUUUUCCGCAUGACGAUGGGCAUCUUCCCCCACGACGGCGGCUUCAACUGCCACUACUGCGUUGGCCUCAUCCGCAAUCACAACCGCAGGCUUCUCAUGGUGGCCGAUCUCAACCCGUGCUUUUUCGAAGAAGAUGUCUUCUUCACGCUCUUCUGCACGGUCGACUUGUACUCGUGGGUCGAGAAGGAGCCCGACUGCUCGAAAAUCUUGGAUAAGCAACAGUGGCGCGGUGAUGGCGUUCUCACUCAUGAAGGUUUGCUCUGGUGGUUCGACUUCUCCUACUGUAUACUUGCCUGCGACCCCUUCCACGAUAAACCGGUGCUUCACCAAAUCAAGUUCCCGCAUGUACAACACGAGCUGCCCUUUGCACCGUCCACAAUCAACGGUGACAUACUCCGCUGCUUAAAGGUGAGCGAAGGCAGCCUGCGGUACGUGCAGAUCCAUGGCCCCAGACACGAACCGGUGGUCAGCAUGUGGACGCUGUCCUCCAACAAUCCGUCAGAGGCGCAAUGGAAGCCGACGCACGAAGUGAGGUUGGCUGAGAUCUGGAACCAUGAGACCUACAAAAGGACGCCGCUGCACGGGGAUGUGAUCCCCACUGUGGCGCUUGUCAACCCGAUGAAGGCACACGAGGUCUACUUCUUCCUGGACAAGCACAUCUUCUCUGUCAACCUGCAGAACAGUAGUGUGGUGCAGUAUGAGAAGUUUGAAGAUUCGGGGAUGCCGGACCUCUCCUCCCGCCUGGUCCAUGCUUGGCAGUUUCCACCGGAGCUCACCGAAUAUCAUCACUUGCCUGGAACCGAUGUGUUGGGUGCCACGGGGGUUUAUUUCCUGAAUCAAUAUGACUCAGUGGAGGAUUUCCAUGAAGAAGUGAUUGCUGCCACAGACAGGUGGUGUCCCGAAUUGCAUGAGAUGGGUCUGGAGGAACUUGAAGAUGGAGAUGAUGAUGCCUCUGAGAUGGGUGUGGAUCUUGAAGGGGAUGGAGAUGACUCUGAGACGAGUGGGGAUGACUCCGAGAUCAGUGAGGACGAUGUCGAAGAGGACGGAGAUGAAGACUGAGAUGACCUAGACGAUGGAGGUGAUUUAGAAGUGUGCUAAUCUGUUACACAUGGCUGAUUUGAGUCAUCCGCAUCCACCCCGCGUUUCUUCACUUAAAGAAAUGCUUUUACUGUGUUGCUCCUUGUCUAGUCUAGUGGUUCGGCGUUCUGGUA